CUGUCUUUUGGGAUCUACAUUGAAUUCAUAAACUCUCAAGUCAAAAAUUACUCUCUAAUCAUUCGUGUUGAGAAACCAAUCCCGGCGAAUUGGAUUAUCGUGGUUCGGAGUUUGUCGGUGGAUAAAUCGUAAUGGCUAAAGCAAAUAAUAACUUUUCAGCGGAUCAAGAGACCCAGCCGAUUGAUGAUGAUUCUAAUCCCUCUUCGCCUUCUGCUUCUGGCGAAGAUAAAGAUAGUUUGUUUGGGGACUGUGACACACAACCUUUUGAGGACAGUGCUUGGAUUGAUGAUCAAUAUAUGGAGACUCAGGUCGUGGAUAUUGGAUGUGAUAAUGAAGAGUUUCUACUUUGUGGUGAAACUCAAGCAGUUGAUUUGGUAUUUGAAACCCAAGAAGAACCUUUUGUUGAAGGGACACAGUUACUCGAAGCUUCUGAUGGUUUGGCGGCUACACAGGUUUUGGAUCAUUUUGAUGAUCAAGUUGUUGCGGAUAGUGAUGAUGAUGUUACUGCUGUCUUGGAAGAUGGUAGUGAGCUCUCUGACGACAGUGAUGACUCGUGUAGUAAAGCCAAAACUGUUUUAUCUAGUGAAGAGAACAGACAGGAUGGUAGUGGAAAGGUUAAAUCAACAUGUGCCCUUGAUGCUUGGUCAAAUGAACAUGGGAUUUCUGGCAAAAAGAUGGCUAGGUUUGCUUCAGUUCGUUCUGCAGCUUUCCGUGCAUCUGCUGUGGCAGCUCGUUUUGCAGCCCCAAAGAUACCCAACAGUGACCGUUCUACUUUAGUCAACUUUCAUACUUCUGGACAAGGAGACACACAUAAUUCUUCUCUGGAAUAUAGAGUUGGAGAAGUAGGGAAUCAGCAAUCUCUUACCAGUAUAUUUGUUGAAAAGAAAAAUGACUUACAAACAGGAAACAGAACAGCGAGGAAGCUUUUCCAGGAGGAUUUGCCUGAAGAAAAUUGCCAUUCUGUUGAUUACAAUGUCGAUCUGGAGGAUUUGAGUUAUAUUGACUCUCAAGAACCUGGUGAGGCAUCCCAGGCCAGUGCUCUUAAGUUGGUUGAUAAGCUCAUUAAUGAGUCCCGUGUAGAGUUUGGUUUUGAAGUUGAAGCAGACUGUGGAAGGAGAACGGAAGAAAAGUCAAAAUUUGUCCCGAUUUUUAAAGGCCCACAAGAAUUAGCAAAGAAAUUAAGUUACAAAAGCGGAGCUGUUGGUAACUGUGUUUUCGACUGGGAUGAUAAUCGUGAGGAUGAAGGAGGUGGUGAUAUCUACCGUAGAAGAAAAGAUGAAUUCUUUGGCAUUGCAAGUAAAGGACGGGAAUUUUCUACCUUGCCUAGAGAACAGAAAAGAGAAUUGAUACAUGAAAGUCAUGGAGGACUUGGGGAUGUAGUGGAUAAAAGAAGGACUCGUUCUGAUUCCAAACUAUUGCAGCAUAGUGUGACCAGGAGCCAAAAGAAUAUCCAGGCUGCUAAAAAGAAUCUUGCCAAAGAGUUAGAUGAUGUUCGUGAAGCGGUUGUUUUGGGGAAUGAUGCACAAGUUGCUGAUGAAACAAUUGAUGAUCUGUGCUCUAGAGACCGUAGCAAGUUUGUUUCUGAGACAAGUUGUCUUACGGGAAAGAAACUGUCACCAGGAGAAGAAAGAGGAUAUUCUCCCGGUGGAGUCGUUACUAGACAAUCCAGGGGAACUAAGAGGAUUCAGGCUAUGAGUAAAGAUGAAUUGUUGAAAAAAAGAAGGAAGAAGGCUAGUCCGAAUACUGAAGGGUCUUCAAAGGAUGACCAGCUUGAUAAAGAAGGUCCGUCCUGCUGGAAAAGUAGGAAGAUCCAGACUGCUUCACGAGAAACUGAAAAGAAUUUUGUUGUUGGUUUAGAUGAAGUUUCCAAGGAAAGUAAUACAAAAUUGUUUGAUAGGAAUGAAGAGGUAGAAGCAGGGCCAGAUACACAAAUGGCUGCUGAAGUGAUGAAUGCUCUGUACUCUGGGGACGGCAGGGAGAUUGAUCCUGAGCUAAACAAUCUAAUAGGUAAGAAGUUGUCACUGAAAGGAGGCAUUUCUAGUCGUGGAGUCGUUACCAGAAAAUCCAAGAGGAUUAAGGGAAUGCAGGCUGUGGAUAAUGAUGUUGAAUCACUUGAUACAAAAACAAAGAAGGCUAGAUCAAUUUGUGCCAAAUCUUGCGAGAAGAAUAGGGAUAGGUAUUUAAAAAAUGACAAAGUUAAUCCGCCUGAUGAAGUUGUUGUGUCAACUACAGAGAAGAGGCAAGGAGAAUUUUCAAACAAGCAUAUUAUGUCUAAGUUACCUAGGCAAUCAAGUAGAGGUGACACUGAGGCGUUGAAUUAUCCCAAGAGGAGAAGAUCAGCUCGUAUUUUGCAAGAUCAGGUUAAUGAGGCAGGGAGGAGUACAGAUCCCACUUUUGAUACUCCAGUUAAGUCUAAGAUGCCUUCAACGAAUGUGUCGCCUAUAUGCAUGGGUGACGAAUAUCUUAGACUUUCUUGCAAGGAUUCAGUUACAUCACACACUACAAGGGAAUUUCGUAGCUUAACCUUACCAUUAGCGGAACCUAUCUCCGAGACAAAGAGUACUAGAAAGAGAAGAGAUUUGGGUAGUGUACGUGUCUUGUUCAGCCAGCAUCUUGAUGAAGAUGUGACCAAGCAUCAGAAGAAGAUUUUGGCAAGGUUUGAUAUCUCGGAAGCUUCCUCCAUGAAAGAGGCAACACACUUCAUUGCUGAUAACUUUACGCGCACAAGGAACAUGCUAGAAGCAAUCGCUUCAGGCAAGCCAGUGGUCACAACACAAUGGCUUGAAAGCAUCGGCCAAGUAAACAUAUAUGUUGACGAGGAUCUGUAUAUUCUCAGAGAUAUAAAGAAGGAGAAGGAAUUCUGUUUCAACAUGGGAGUUUCUUUGGCUCGUGCACGCCAGUUUCCGCUACUACAGGGGAGAAGAGUUUUUAUCACCCCAAAUACAAAGCCUGGUCUAAACACAAUCACGACUUUGGUUAAGGCAGUUCAUGGACUGCCUGUAGAAAGACUCGGAAGAUCUAUCCUAAGCAAAGAUAAGGUCCCAGAAAAUCUUUUGGUCCUAUCAUGUGAAGAGGAUCGAACUAUCUGCAUACCAUUCCUAGAGAGAGGGGCUGAGGUAUAUAGCUCGGAGUUACUUUUAAAUGGGAUAGUUACUCAAAGGCUUGAGUAUGAAAGGUACCGUCUCUUCACAGACCAUGUGAGGAGAACGCGGUCAACAAUAUGGAUCAAAGACGUAAAAGGCAAGUUCCAACGCCGUAGCGGGUAAAAGAGGUAAUGCGAUCAGACUCCUAUAUGAUACAGCUGUUUUAGAUUAUACUAGAUUAGAAAGUGACUGUAAAUGUAACAACUCGUGUAACUAUAAUCUGCUUGAACUUUUUACUUUUAUUUUUCUAAAGUCGUUUAAAAUUUGUAUAAUUUCCCUUUUAUUACGAGAGCUGGGUUUUGAGUGUCA
Molecule: messenger RNA, 3452 nt
Organism: Capsella rubella
Lineage: Eukaryota; Viridiplantae; Streptophyta; Magnoliopsida; Brassicales; Brassicaceae
Exons: 8
Coding region: 132-3266 (1044 amino acids)
Source: RefSeq, a predicted model, not a curated record